GUCAGAGUCCACACACACACAUGCACACUGACACACACACAAAUAUAGACAUGCUUCAGUACUGAGGGGUAUAAACUUGUACACACACACACAUGCGCACAGAGGGGCUUCCCUUGUGAAACCUCUCAAACUUGAUUGUCUUAAUUAUUUUCAACCGCUCACAAACGCACACACACACGCAAACAGUAGCUGUCAACAUGUUGCUUCCAGGAGCUGUUAUUCUGUUGAGCCUGUGGGGUUGUGCUUACUGUGUUCAAUAUUGGGCAGAUUUCAACAUGAUGGGGGUCACUGGUUGGGUCUUCUUUGAUUCCACGGACCAGAAGUCCACUGUUAACCUCACUGGCACCGGCACAUGUCGAUGGCUCAACAUCUCCCUCACUACAUUCCCAGUUAUGUACGGCCAUUUUAGUUCGCCCUGUCAGAAAUCACACAUAGGAGACAGUGUUUUUGUGUUUUCUGUAGAUCUGACCCAGGCUGUCGUAAAUGUGUCCAGUCUUUUUUCUCAGCACUUUAGUCUGGAUGCCCUCUCAGUGGUGGUGCAGACAUGUGAUGGUACCAGGGUUUGUGCUGGACUCAUGCCCGAAUCCCAAGUCAAAACAUGGCAGGCACGAUUUUUCAGUUCUGUAGCUGGGAACAUCUACAUCCGCCAAGUGACAGGGGAACAAGGAGCAAGUGUUCUCUCAAAUCUAAGAAAUGUCAAUCAGAUCACGACAUUCGCAAAUGUCAGCAUUUUUGUUUCCCAAAGCUCUGCCACAAACUGCACUUCUCUUCUUGGCAGUCUGGAUCCAACAAGUCUCACAAGACUUGGAGUUUUGAACAUUGGAUCCCCUCUUGAACCUGUGAAAUCUCGCUUAGAUAUUGCCUCUCUCAGUUCUGAAUUCCGCUUUGCUCUCCUCAACCUCAAUAGCCCAAGCUACCUGUGUGCGGAAAUCAGAACUCUUGCUCCCAAGGUAGUUAGCGCAGUCUUAGACAUGUUAGGGAUUAAAGGAUACUUCACCUUUCGUCAAGCAUCACCAUUUGAUCUUACCACCAUCACGGUUAACCUGACACACCUAAACAGGAGAGUUGGACCUUUUCAUGUCCACCAGUUUCCACUGCCAGAGAUGAGAUCACCCCCAGAGAGCAGCUGUAGCAACAACAACGUGGGGGGUCACUGGAACCCCUUUAAUGUGAAAGUUCAGGCCCCGGCAUAUCCGCCCCCAAGAAAUUCCACUCAUGAUCGCUUUGAGGUUGGAGAUCUGAGCGCCAGGCAUGGAUCUUUGGAGAACUCAAAUAACUUUCAGGCCACUUUGACAGACUGGAACUUACCUCUGUUUGGACAUAAUAGCAUUGUAGGUCGUUCUGUCGUGAUACACCAACCCAAUGGAGCUAGAUUUGCCUGUGCUAGUAUAGGCUACCCUGGCAAAGUGACUGUUGCUAGGGCAGUCUUCCGAAGUCCUGUGGUGGGGACUGUCCUCUUCACCCAGCUCAGCAGUGACUCAUACUCAGAAGUCUCAGUAUUCAUGGACCUAUCUUAUGGACAACUUUCGACACAAGCCACACAUAAUCAUAACUGGCACAUCCACACCUAUCCUAUCAGCACAGAGACUGACAGUGACAAGGGAAGUUGUCUGUCCACUGGUGGACAUUGGAACCCAUUCAACAUAGAGACCAAUGUGAGUACCUAUAACAUUAAUUGUGGUCCAGACAGCCCUUUUGCUUGUGAAGUUGGAGAUAUCUCUGGCAAGCACAAGACUCUGGACCUGCUUCCAGAGGUGGGUACUGUAGCCACCAAGAGCUUCUUCACUGACACCACCUCCUGGGUGUCUGGAAUGAUUGGUCGCUCUUUAGUGGUACACGGUUCCAACCAAACAGCUCAACGAAUCGCUUGCGCAAACCUCACCUUGUUCCGUUUUCCAUCCGCUCGCUCAAAGUCUUGGCUGGGUCCUGGAUCCUCUGAAGGUCAAGUCAUAUUCUCCCAAGUCUCUCCGCAAGGACCAACAAUUCUCAACAUUUCUUUAACUGGACUCAAUGCCAGAGCUGCUAGCUACCACAUCCAUAUUCUUCCAAUCAAGAGCGUUUGGGAACCCUGCUCUGACAGCAACAUCAUGGGCCACUUCAACCCGCUUUCUGUGAAUGUGGCCUCUUCCCCUGCUCCAGGGAAUGGCACGGUUGACCAGUAUGAGAUUGGAGACAUCAGUGGGAAGUUUGGACCAUUAUUGGGUCAGAAUGACUUUCAAAACCAGUACAUGGAUGGUAACAUGCCACUUUCAGGGCUGAACAGCAUCAUUGGCCGAUCUCUGGUAAUACAUUACCUUAAUGGCUCAAGAAUGAGGUGUGCCGAUAUCUCAGCAGAGAAUUAUACAGAUGGAUACUUGGUGACUGCAAAGGCCACAUUCAGUAAUGCAGUAACUGGAACAGUGACCAUGUCUCAACAGAGUUUUCCAGAUGGCAGUUACAGUGACAUGAUCUUAGAGGUGGAUGUGCGUGCGUCACAAUCAUUUAAUGUUACAGAGGCAUCCUGGUACAUCGCUGAAGAUCCGGUGGGGUCGAGUCGUAGUACAUGUCCUGAAGAAAUGUAUAAUCCAUUCGACAUGAUAGCAGAGAACACUAGCUGUUCUCAGGUCAGUUCUCUGUCCUGUGAGGUAGGUGAUCUGACAGGUAGACAUGGCUCCAUUAGUCUCCUCAAGAGGCAGGUGUACAAUGACAUUAAUUUGCAGCUCACCGGAGACUUUACAGUUGUCCAGAGGUCAUUGGUUCUUAGACUCAGUAAUAGCACAACUGCGUGUGCAGAUAUUCUGCCAGCAUCCCCUUCUGCCAUGCAGAUCUUCCCCAGCGUGGCCUCCUUUAGCAGAUAUGAUUUCCGUAAGAGAGUGGCAAAUGUGCUCAACAUCCCAAUGUCUAGAGUGUCCAUCUUACCAAGUGCUUCUUCUGCGGGAUCUGAUGGGAAAUGCCAGCAGGUUGACUAUCUGGUGUCAGGUGAGGUGAGCCAAGACAAGUUAAAGUCUGUUAAGACCAGUGAGAAGAUGGGCAUGUUCAAAGAAUCAAAGACGUGCAGUCCAAGUGGAAACACUGGACUGAUGCUGGUCCCCUGCAGGACAAUAAUGAUCGUCAUGACAACUGUAGUCUGCCUGCUCAGGUCACUGAUCCAACAAUAGACGGACACUAAAAUAUCACAUUGAUGUCAGACCACUGCCUUCUACUUGUUGCAGAUGAGCCUACAGCAGACCCCCCCAACUUUGAAAAAUCAAACUGUAAAUAUUACAAGAAUUAAAACUGUAAAAUGUUCUUGCUUGGUAUGUUGGAAUUGCAUACUAACGUAGUAUGCACACUGGGCACAUUUUGUAUAUUUUCAAUAUACAUAAUAAGUAUUCAGUAAGUAUUAAGCUAGUAUUCCUUUCUGAGCAUUGCUUCAGUCCAAGCUUCAUCUCUGGCUGCACGUCAACAACAAACCCAUUUGAUUUAGUUGACUUUAUGUGCGUUUCACAUGUUUCAAACACACCCAUAUCUGUUUGUUCCCAUUACACCCUCUUUAUUUGAAAAUUAUAGGAUCGAAUUUCUCCAUUUUCUGGAUUUUGCUGCUCUAUUCUUCAGGUGCUUCAAAGGGAUUAACGAGACAUCUGCUAACCAUUGUAAAUUCCACAAAAGCCUGAAUUAACACUAUAUUAUACUCCUUUUACUCCCUGAUUACUUUCUGAUUUCUAUAUAUAUUGUACGUUUUGUAUGAAGCAAUCAAUGUGAAGACAGCCCUUGUUUUCGAGAUGUACUAUAUGUUGUAAGAUCAGAGAUCCCAAAUAAUGAAGGGUACUAGUUUGCUUGUGCAAUCUAAUAAAUUGUGUCUGCUUCGUGGGCAUAUUGCAGGUUAUUUUCUAAGAAUAUUUGCGCAAAUAGCCACAAAGAGGUUGAACGCACUCUUAUUUAAAGAAGAGUUUGCGCACGUAAUUGUACCAAAUGUUAGCCAUGCAGCUCACUUGUGGAUUCCUCUAAAUGGAUGUUAAGUAUGAUCAUUUAUAUGAUUUCUAUAAUGUAUAUAUGCCUAUAU
Molecule: messenger RNA, 4021 nt
Organism: Xyrauchen texanus (razorback sucker)
Lineage: Eukaryota; Metazoa; Chordata; Actinopteri; Cypriniformes; Catostomidae
Exons: 10
Coding region: 198-3137 (979 amino acids)
Biological process (GO): superoxide metabolic process
Molecular function (GO): metal ion binding
Source: RefSeq, a predicted model, not a curated record